Pocillopora damicornis (cauliflower coral) is the source of this 5913-nucleotide messenger RNA. RefSeq names its product endoribonuclease Dicer-L. Gene Ontology annotation, molecular function: protein binding; RNA binding; ribonuclease III activity. The record is from RefSeq and is a predicted model, not a curated record. Gene Ontology annotation, biological process: siRNA processing; apoptotic DNA fragmentation; pre-miRNA processing. NCBI's taxonomy places the organism in Eukaryota, Metazoa, Cnidaria, Anthozoa, Scleractinia, Pocilloporidae. Gene Ontology annotation, cellular component: cytoplasm; nucleus.
AGGAGAAACGUGAAUAAUACACAUGUAGUCCAAAAAUUACAUUACUAGCUCUCGGAAUUGGUGUAACGAAGACAUGGAUGAAAUGAAAAGGGCCCAGGAGAUGUCGUAUCUAAGGCCACAUCAUUCUAUUGAUUUAGCUGAACGAGUGCUGGCGAGUGAACAAGAUUGCGCUGUUUGUGUGUCAAGUAUCAAGUCGAAAGCAUUCAUCGCGUUUAAUGUGAGUCAAGGAUUUUGGAGAAAAAGCGUGAAAUGUGGCAAAAUAAUUCUUCUGGUGGAUGAUGAGAAAGCCACCAUUGUGGAGCCUUUCCUAACAGGAAUAUCAGAGCAAAGUCUCCUAUCUGCCAAAGCAUUUUUCAGUAAAACAGCUGUGGAAGAUGAGUGGAACUUCAUUUUCUCCAUGUAUAACAUCAUAGUGACAACAGGGAAGGCUUUUGCAUGGAUGUUGAUUGCUAGAACAGUGGACCUGUCAUCAUGCAGUUUAAUUAUUUUUGAUGAAUGCCAUCUUGCCUUAAAAGAGGAGAACCAUUUUGCAGUUAUACUAAAGCAAAUGGAACUUAGUAAACUUGAUUCUAGACCACAGAUUGUAGGCCUUUCAUCACAAAUUCUUCGCCAUCAAGAUUGUUCAAAGGAUAUGGAAAUCUUCUUAACCUCACUGGAGCAGAUAUUUCAUUGCAAAACAUUUGUUUCUAGUGAUCUUCUGGCUUUGAACCAAUAUGGAGAAUACACUGAAAUGGAAAUAUGCUGUUUUACCAGCAGUCAUGUCCAGGAUCAACGUAUUUCCAAUCUGAGUGAUAUUUUACAAAGUGCUUUGUUAUUUCUAAAAGGUUACAGAAUAGAUCAAGUGACUGACACUUGUGUAGCAUUUGUAAGACAUGUUUUGACUGAGGGUUACAGGGUUCUUUUAUUGUUGGGAUCGUGGUGUACCUUGUAUGUGGCAAAAAUCAUUGUUAAGGAGAUUGAAAAGCUGGAGAAGAAGUCCAUAGACAAUGAGAUUGUGCUUAUUUUACAGUUCUGUAGAACACAGAUUAGUUUAGUUAUCAGUAUUUUAGAACAAGAAAAGUUGGAAAUUUCUGAGAAUGACUUAACUGAUUUAGGAACAAUACUUCUCUUUCGCACAUCCAUGCAUUUAAAACCUGAACACCAGCAGAAAAAUGACUCAGAGAAAACUUCAGAUACUGAUCAGAGCCUAUGCAAGGAACCUAACCAGUCCACCGAAUCACUUGUCAUAGGCCAGAAUCCUUCUUGUGAACGUCAAGACAAUCCUCAAGCCACAAAUCAUUCAAAGGUGCAAGCAUCUUAUGGGACUAAAACUCAAUGCAAUGAUCCGCUUUGUGUUAUUCUUGUUCCUAGCACAAUUGUUGCGAAGGCACUGAAUUCACUUCUUAAGAAACUGUCCAGUACAGUUUUCAAGUACAGCUUCCUUAGGAGUGCAUGCAUAUAUGGUAGUAAAGCAAAACAAGAAAUGAAAGAGUCAAAUUUUUCUGAAGAAGUGGAUGACAGUGUAAUGGUGUGUGUUCAAGAUGGUUCUGUGAAUGUUCUGGUUGCAACAUUUGAAAUUGAACAAGAACUGUAUGCCAAGAGAUGUAGUCUGUUGAUUCGUUUGGGUAUGCCAAAUACUUACAAGAGUUAUUACAGCAUAAAGAGUAAACUGAAGUCUGCUGGAGGCAACCUUGUAGUUCUUGUGAGAGAAGAAGAACUGCUUAAGACAGAGGAGAAAUACCAGACUUUUCAGAGGAUAGAGAAACUUUUAAUGGACAGGUGUCCAAACAGCCGGCCUCCAGGUUCAGAGAUAAGGAAACUGUUUCAAGAGAGCCUGAUGGAUGUCUAUCAACCCUUUGGUGAAGUAGGCGCUGAGGUUGAUCUUCUCUCCAGUAUUGCUCUGGUUAACAGUUAUUGCAGCAAGUUCCCCAGUGGUGGAAUGGGCAAUCCAGUCCCUGUGUGUAGAAUACAAGAAGUGUGGUCAGACCAGGAAGUAAAGUUUGUUGCUACACUGCACCUCCCCCGAAACUCUCCCGUUUACCAACCUACAAAGGGCAGUGUAACACUGAAGAAGACUGACAUUAAUGAGGAUGAAGUGAGAAAAGCCAGAGUCAAGUGUGAAAUGCUUGCUGCUCUGGAGGCUUGUCGACUGUUGCACGUAAGGGGAGAACUGACUGACGAUCUUCAACCUGUAUUCAGGUUGCGCGCUUAUAAUCUUACGGCUCAACAUGAACCGUGUGACUUUGAAGUUGCGGAUGGUGGUGUCGGAAUGGACGGAACUAUAAAGAGAAACCGAGCUUACAAGAAAAAGUUCCCUACCCUGCUAGAAAACAACUUCCCCGUUUGCGACGAACCAUGUUAUGUUUAUGCUCUCACCAUGGAGUUGACCAAACCGUUGAACUUUGAACGUGCUGUCAGGUCAAGAAGUAAAAUUCAGUCUACCUCAGGUUCUUACAGUCUUGGGAUUCUAUCCAGAAAACAACUACCCAAGUUGCCUUGUAUGGCAAUAUUUGACAGAGCAGGGGAGGUAACUGCUUCUGUUACUGAGUGCUGUCCUUAUCCCAUUGUCCUGACCGCUGACCAGCUUUCACUCCUGCAGAGAUUCACCGAGUAUAUCUUCAAGGAGAUCGCAAGACCGAAAAAGGAAUCUCCAGCAACCUUCAUAUCGUUUGACCCAACCAUUGCUUCCUCUGGGUAUUACAUUGCACUUCUAAAGGAUGUCUCCAGUAGACGCUCUCUCGCUGGCACUUCUCGAAACAAUCACAAGGAAAUUGCAUUUGAUUUCAUAUUCUCCUUAGAGAGUAAACUUGUCAGCUUUAAAAAUCCUGUCUAUCCAGGGCCACCUGACAUCACCAACGCUGAGAUUUUCAGAGAUGCAGUUGUAACAGCCUCUUACAACGAGAAACGAAGCCAUUACUAUGUGGCUGAAAUAUGCUACGAUCUCAGCCCAGCAGACCCAUUUCCAAAUACUGACGUAGCUGGUACUUUUGCAGAGUACUUUAAAAUUCGUUACGAUGUGGAGGUAUCCUUGGACCAGCCCAUGCUAGAUGUGGAUCACACAUCAUCACGACUUAACUUCCUGUUACCGAGAUACCAGAACUUCAAGGGACAACACCUGGCUAUACCAGAGAAGAAUUCCAAGCGGUCAAAGAGGUCUAAGGUUUUUAUGAUUCCUGAGCUGUGUUCCAUUCAUCCUGUGCCGGGGUACCUCUGGCGGCAGUUGUCCAAUCUGCCAGCCUUACUGUACCGUAUGGAAUCACUUUUGGUUGCUGAGGAGCUGAGAUGCCGGGUUGCAAGGGAUCUCGGUAUAGGAGCUGUGGAUUGGCCAAAUGAUGUUCCACUGCCAGUAGUGACAAUUGGAGAGAUGAUGGGCGAGGAAAUUCUGUCAGAAAAAUAUUCUUCUGCUGGUGAGAAAAACAGCAAGAGGUCCUCUGCAGUGGCUGAAGACAACCCGAGCUCUUCUUUCUCCACAGACCUUCCCGAAGUGUUUAUGGAUCUCAAGAUUUCCAACCAAGUAGAACUGACUGAGAAAUCUGCUGCCAAAAGUCUUGCCGUGGAGCUCUUUCAUGAUGCCACAGCGUACUGUUUGUCAAUGAGUUCUGAGAAGUUUCUGUUUGAAAAUUAUUGCACUGAAAAAGAAUGCAAACCACUCUUUCGUCCAGCACCUCAUCAAAGUCCACUGACCUUCAGUAAAGAAAAAGAAGACAUUUGGCCACAUAAGCUGUCGGAUUUUAAUGUACCCCUUCCUACAAAGCCCAGAGCAUUUGACUGCGAUUCAAUAUUAGUAGAUGACAAAGAAAGCGAAGUGUCUGCCAUCUCAAUUUGGACGGACCCGCUUCUUUCAAACUUCUAUCGAACCUGUGGCCCGUCAUCAUCCUUGAUUCUACGUGCCCUGACAACAACCUCGGCUGGAGAUGUAUUUUCUCUCGAGCGUCUUGAAGCUCUCGGCGAUUCGUUUGAGAAAUUUGCCAUAUCUUCUUCCGUUUUCUUCAAACACAGGCUCGAGAACGAAGGCGUUCUAUCUUUCCUUCGGGGUAUCAAAGUUAGCAACCGGCAGCAGUUUUACCUGGCAAGGCGACGUGGUCUCCCGUCGUAUAUGUUUACCCGAAUGUUUAACCCUUUGGUAAAUUGGCUGCCCCCUGGAUUCUAUCUAAACGACGACAGCAACGCUGGAAACUCGGGUUACGAACAUCUCUCCUUGAUUCCAGACACAUUUUCCGAUGAGGUUGAUGACGAGGAAGACGAUGAAAGUAUUUUCGCGGAGACGGAAAGUUCAGGUUACAACGCUGAUUCCCAGCAGGGUGAAUCCACUGACGUCCAACUUAACUCCUACCUUCAUGUCUGCUGCUCUGAUAAGUCCAUUGCUGAUUGCACGGAAGCCCUUAUUGGUGCAUUCCUUUUGUGUUUUGGAUCCGACGGGGCUUUCAAGUUUCUGGAAUGGUUGGGUAUGGAAAUAGCGAGACAGGAGAAAGAUGAAAACUUAGUAGAUAACUCAUCUUCUGACGAUUUCGCUCUCGAUUCAGUUCCCAAACCAACUUCGACCAUAAAAUUCCACGAUGUACCUCACCAAGCUCCUGAAACAAUGGUAGAAAACAUGUCGUCAAACGACGUAACUGUUCCUAUUCCACCUAUCGGUGGGUUCUCUUCUGAACAUGGGUCGACUAGUGACGAGUUCAAGGACGUGGAGGAAGCUCUACAUUAUCACUUCCACGACAAAUCUUUGCUACUGCAAGCCUUCACCCAUUGUUCCUUACCACGGGACUAUAACUCUAUCAGAAACAGCUAUGAGCAACUGGAGUUCUUGGGAGAUGCAUUGUUGGAUUUUCUAGUAAUGCGCCAUUUGUACAUACAACACAGACACAUGUCCCCAGGCGAGCUGACUGAUCUGCGUUCUGCCGUGGUAAACAACUACAGUUUUGCUGUUCUGGCGGUGAAAUUGGGCUUUCCUAGACAUUUGAGAUCAUUGUCGCCACAGCUGUUUGGCAUGGUGAACACUUUUGUGGUAAAGCUGAAAGAGAAAGAGAUGAAGCAUGCGACAACACAUGAGAAGAAUAACGAGAUUUACUCCAGUGUUUUUGUGAUGGCGACCGAGGGUAGAGAGGAUUCUGAGCAGGUAGAGGUACCUAAGGCAUUGGGUGACCUGUUUGAGGCUGUCGCUGGUGCAAUUUACUUGGACUGUGGCGCAGACCUUGAAAGGGUGUGGGAAAUCUAUUUGCCCAUUCUCAAGCCCUCGAUAGAUUACUACUCAGACCAUCCUCCCAUGUCAGCCGUGCGGCGAUUGUUGGAGAUGAUGCCCGGUGCAGCCAAGUUUUCGCCGGUCGAGAGAAUGGUGGAUGGUAAAUUUAAAUGUACCCUGACUGUAUCAGGUUGUGGAACUUUCGUUGCUACAGGAAGAAAUUUCCGAAUUGCAAAAUCAACAGCUGCCCAGAAAGCGCUGAGGGCUCUUCAGCAGAUGGAGUCAGAGACAAAAACAUAAAACACAUGAUUGUCACUGACAUUUUCUCAGUUUGACGAAGAAAGGUGACCGAUGUAUGUCACGAAUUGACAAGCUACAGAUGAACACUGAGUUAACGCCCGCGAGCACUUUUAUUCGCGCGAGCAGCAAAACUCCCGCUACAAAGUAGUUUUUAAACGACUAAUAACGUGGUUAUUAAUUGGCUGAAUUAUUAAGUUGCUCAUUUUUUUAAUUUCAGAAAAAGAUUUCAUUUAUCUCUUACAGAUUCAGUUUGUUGAGUUUGUUUAUCACAACACUGAUGCAGUCUAUUUACUCUUAGUUUUUAUCAGUUCGGUAUUUUUAAUUGAAAUUAUCAACUACCGCUUGUCAAUGGACGGUAAGAGAUUUUUUAUUGCUGUACGAGGAUACAUUUUGUGUGUUAUAUUUUACGGUUUACACGGUGCACGCAUUCUGUAAUAAAUUACCUAUUAUUACUUCGA